AUGCCAACCUUCACCGACCAACAAACAACAUCCACUGACCAGAAAAUCACGCCCGCCCGAAUGUCUUCGCCCAGAUUGAACUAUCCAAAACGCUUUUGCCUCCUCUUCCAUCCAGCGCUCGCCAUUCUGCAUCCUCCCCACUACCACCAACACCCCCGGUGUACCCCCACCGCAUCAUCAACCCCUUCGCCCUCUCUACCACCUCCCUCCUCCAGCUCUUGGACCUCUCCCCCUACCCCCGCCACAUCCUGGAAGCCCCCUUCUCCCUCCUCCACCUCUUCUACCCCCCCCAGCUCCCACUGCCCAAGUCCCCCGCCCGCCCCCCCACCUCGCACCACGCUCCUCUCCCUCCUCUCCGAGCUCCUCCCGCAGAUCGCAUCCUUCCUCCCUAUCUGCACCCUCCUCCAACCCCGCCUGCGCAAUCACCCUCUCUACCACCUGCGGCUGCACCAGCUCACCAACUCAAUCCCGCAGCCCGGAGAGCACGUCAUGCUAUGGUCCCUCCGCCGCAACUCCCCAACAAACUUCACCCACGGGCUCGAUAUCGGGGCCACCUUCACGCCCGAGCAUAUGGCGCUUAUAAUCUAG
Messenger RNA from Morchella importuna, 588 nucleotides. RefSeq lists its product as uncharacterized. The transcript has a single exon. Lineage: Eukaryota; Fungi; Ascomycota; Pezizomycetes; Pezizales; Morchellaceae. The coding region runs from base 1 to 588 and encodes 195 amino acids. The record is from RefSeq and is a predicted model, not a curated record.